AUGGCGUGUUGUCCUUAUCGAAUUGUCUUUCCGGGUCCUGACGACGGCGAAGUGGCGACCAAACGCGAUGCAAUGCUCACUGGUCACCCUAUUCGAUAUGGUGUCCAGAAGCGGAAAAAACGAGGAUUGCGAGAUUGGUGGCACUUGAGUGCAACCGCAAGUUAUACCAAAGUACAAGGUGAUUCCGAGAGUCACUGGAUCGCCAUCCUACUCGAAGUGCGCCAAACCUAUUUGCGGGUUUGUUGGAUGUAUCGGCCCAGCGAACUGCCCACUGAAGUCCCAGAAUCAAAAAAGGGGAAUACUAGACUUUACAAGUCAAAUCACAGCACGCCAAGCGAUAAUCCACUAACAAUGUUAAGAAUAGUGGACAUUAUCGACGCCUCGAGCGUUGCAUCAAGAGCAGUACUCGUAACGGAACCUUCAUCGUACUACUGCUUCAAGAGGCGAAGAAUAUUUUAUCUUAUUAAGCGUACAAGUACCUUGCGACGGAAAAUUCAAGGUGGUACAACCCAUGCCAGCCUCAAAUAG
Pyricularia pennisetigena is the source of this 528-nucleotide messenger RNA. RefSeq lists its product as uncharacterized. NCBI's taxonomy places the organism in Eukaryota, Fungi, Ascomycota, Sordariomycetes, Magnaporthales, Pyriculariaceae. The transcript is spliced from 3 exons. Bases 1 to 528 code for a protein of 175 amino acids. The record is from RefSeq and is a predicted model, not a curated record.